Molecule: messenger RNA, 1212 nt
Organism: Alexandromys fortis (reed vole)
Lineage: Eukaryota; Metazoa; Chordata; Mammalia; Rodentia; Cricetidae
Product: translation initiation factor IF-2-like
Biological process (GO): ribosomal large subunit assembly; translation
Cellular component (GO): cytosolic large ribosomal subunit; ribosome
Molecular function (GO): structural constituent of ribosome
Source: RefSeq, a predicted model, not a curated record
AUGGCGACUCCCGCUCCCGCACCAGAGUCGCCGCCGGCCGCGGAGCCUGCGCCCGCUGUGGGCCCCGCCGCGGAACCCUGCCCGCCGCGCCAGCCUGUUCUCGCUGCCCCGCGGCUUCGAGCCCCCAGCUCCCGAGGACUUGGGGCAGCGGAGUUCGGCGGAGCUGCGGGAGAGGUUGAGGCGCCAGGAGAGACUUUUGCGCAACGAAAAAUUCAUUUGCAAAUUGCCCGACAAAGAGAGCCUUCUCUGCUGCUUAUAAUUCAUCCUACAUCUGCUGAGCCCCUGGUCAGCCCUCACCCUACACCUGCUGAGCCCUUGGUCAGCCCUCACCCUUCAUCUGAUGAGCCCCUGGUCAGUCCUCACCCUUCAUCUGCUGAGCCCCUGGUCAGUCCUCACUCUUCAUCUGCUGAGCCCCUGGUCAUUCCUCACCCUUCAUCUGCUGAGCCCCUGGUCAGCCCUCACCCUAUAUCUGCUGCGCCCCUGGUUAGUCCUCACCUUACAUCUGCCGAGCCAACUGUUCAAAAGCUUCCUCAUUUUGUCCGGUGUUACUGGUAUUGUAAGAACAAGCCGUACCCAAAGUCUCGCUUCUGCAGAGGUGUCCCUGAUGCUAAAAUCCGAAUCUUUGACUUGGGACGGAAGAAGGCAAAAGUUGAUGAAUUCCCGCUUUGUGACCACAUGGUGUCAGAUGAAUACGAACAACUCUCUUCCGAAGCUCUGGAGGCUGCCCGUAUUUGUACCAACAAAUACACGGAAAAGAGUUGCGGCAAGGAUGGCUUUCAUAUUCGAGUGAGGCUUCACCCCUUUCAUGUCAUCCGAAUCAACAAGAUGUAGUCCUGUGCUGGGGCUGACAGGCUCCAAGGUAUGCGUGGUGCCUUUGGGAAGCCCCAGAGCACAGUGGCCAGGGUUCACAUUGGCCAGGUCAUCAUGUCCAUCCGCACUAAGCUGCAGAAUAAGGAGCAUGUGAUUGAGGUUCUUUGUAGAGCCAAGUUUAAGUUCCCUGGCCGCCAGAAGAUCCACAUCUCAAAGAAAUGGGGCUUUACUAAGUUUAAUGCAGAUGAAUUUGAAGACGUGGUUGCUGAGAAGAGACUGAUUCCUGAUGGCUGUGGGGUCAAAUAUAUUCCUAAUUAUGGUCCCUGGAUAAGCGGCAAGCAUACUCUCCUGAGGGCUUUCACGGUGCUCUCCUGUACCCUACCAAAUCAUGUUCAGCAAUAA